AUGGCCAAAACACACGCCCGUUCGCCUUCCCCGGCCCCCAAUCAUUCCUCUCUAAAACGCCCAAAAUUGGCGAAGACGACCUCCGAUCCGUCUGAGGACUUCACACCCUACUUCGCAUCUCACUUGUUCGACCACGAUAAUGUCCACAGGCUCAAUGCUGCCUACAGAGAGAGCGAACCUUACAAGUAUGCUGUUGUGGACAAGCUAUUUCAAGACAACCUUCUACACAAAGUAAAAAGUGAGUGCUUGCACCAGCUGCACUUCACAGAAAAAGAGACCGAUAUAUACAAGGUCAAUCAAACUGGAGAUCUCGCGUCUCUGUCCUACCUAGAUGAAUCCCAGCUCGCCCUCCUCCCUAACAUCCUAAAACUCCGAGAUGCCCUCUAUUCCCCCACGUUCCGUUCCUUCAUCCGCACCGUCACGGGAUGUGGUCCCCUCUCCGGCACCAAACAAGACAUGUCAGUCAAUUCUUACAGAAAAGGCUGUCACCUCUUGAAUCAUGACGACGUGAUCGGUUCUCGUCGAGUGUCUUAUAUCCUCUACAUUCCUUUGCCACCAUCAGAAGAAUGGAAAAAAGAGUGGGGAGGUGCAUUAGAGCUCUAUCCUGUUCGAGAAGGCCCAGAUGGUAUACUGGAGCCCGAGCCGAUUCCGACGAAAAGCAUCCCACCGAGCUGGAACCAGUUCAUAUUUUUUGAGGUUCAGCCAGGCCGUAGCUUCCACUCUGUCGAAGAAGUUGUGGUCGAUGAGGGCGAGGAUGGUAGACAGCGGUUGAGUGUUAGCGGGUGGUUUCAUGCUGCUCAGCUAGGCGAAGAGGGUCACGAGCCCGAGGAGGCUAGCGACUUAAAAAGCUCCCGGGAGCAGCUGACCUCGACGUCCACCUCAUUCAAGACGUACGCAGAAGAGCCCCCGUUCCCCGGGGUCCCACUCAGUCAAGACGACAUCUCAUUUUUAUCUGAGUUCCUAAACCCGGUCUACCUAGAGCCGCGAACCAUGAAAUCCCUUGCUAAACGGUUCGUCGAAGAAUCUUCUGUCGAGCUGCACGAUUUUCUGUGUACACCCCUCGCCGACAAAUUGCGCACGGGACUCCGCGAGAUCGACGUCCACGACGGGCUGAGUGAGGCCCGCCCGAUAGCGAUCCCGCCACACAGCGCAGGGACUGGCAACGGCUGGACGAUCAAAGGUCCUCCUCACAAGUGGCGAUAUUGUGUGCUUGAGCCGCGCAAAGACAACGUCUCUUUAGGUGCUCCUGCAGGUCUUGUCGCACAGACGCCUGGUCGCAUCUUGCGUGCGUUCCAAGACGAGCUGUUCGCUUCGCCCGCCUUCCGUGCGUGGCUCGUCGUCGUCUCGCGCUUGAUACCCAUGCGUCACGCUGUCGAGGCGCGCAGGUUCUGUCCAGGUCUGGGGUACACGCUCGCGACCAGUGAGGAAAACGAGGCGCGGCUUGAUGUGGUGCUCGGGUUGACGCCGCAAGUGGGAGAAGUAGGCGGCGAGAGCGUGAAGGGGAAAGACAAGGCUGACGAGCCACGCGGCUGGCAAUCGGGCGAGUGGGGAGGAUGGGAGUGCUAUAUGGCUCCUCAUGGCGAGGAAGAUGACCCGGCCGUGUACCGCUCCGGCCCCAGUCGUAGCAAAGCUUCUGCCAACGGGCUUAAAGAGGAAAAUGGCGCAAACGGGAAGGAUGUGACCGGAGUCGCUCAUACCUCCCCGCAUAAUGGUCAUAUAGUCUCCAAUAAUACCACAAAAAAGAGUAGUCCUGGUGAUGCUGAUGACGCCAUGGAUGAAGACGAUGACAGCGAAGGCGACAGUGACGGUAAAGACGAGGGUGAAGGUGAAGGUGAAGAUGAAGGUGAAGAUGAAGGUGAAGGUGAAGGUGAAGGUGAUGAUGACGAUGAUGACGAAGAGGAAGAGGACGGUACCUUGCUCACAGUUCAGCCUGGAUUCAACAGUUUGCUGCUCGUCCUUCGAGACGAAGGCGUGAUGCGGUUUGUCAAGUACGUCUCUGCGUCUGCUGAGGGCUCGCGUUGGGAUGUUUGUGGAGAAUACGAAGUCGGCAUGGUGGAAGAGGAUGACGAGUAAAUUUGUAGCGCACAUAUACAUACAUACUCCAGCAUAAUAGUCGCGCUCCCUGAAACACGCGCUAUUGCGCGUCCUCAGGCCUCCGUAAUUGGUGCAUAACUCAAGACUGAUGAUGAUAUGCAUAGAAUGCGAAGGACGUAACUGUAGGCACUAUGAAUCAAAAGUAAUCUUUGUUCCGAGACUAGGGACAAUGGCUGCCUGCUCUCUUUUUGCUAACGCCAGAGCAGCGCCAGGCGUAGGCCGUGGGCGCUUCCCACCGCCUCCCCUAGGUCUGCCAGACCCUGAGUCGCGACCUUCGCGACCCUCUUUUCUUGGAGCAACCUCUUGUGCUUCAGAAUGAGCGUUGGACGGCUCGCUAUCGACUCUCUGCCGUUUCCUGGGGUCUAAGCGAUUUGCUUCAUGUAGGCGCUUGAUCCUGGCCCCCGCAGCACCGGGGCCACCACCACGACGAACAGCGUCUGCUGAUGCAUAUUCGACGACUAGUUUUCGACCGUUCAAGUAAUGGUUUUGGGGGUUGACGAGAGCAGCAGUGGCAUGUUCUAUGCUCGUGAAGUCGACGAACGCAAAGCCUUUACACAGUCCACUGUCCUCAAACGUCCCCAUACGAAUUUUUCGUAUCCAUACGUCCUCUUUCUCCUCUUUCUCCUUCUUCCCCUCCUUCUCCUCUUCAUCUUUUACUUCC
Molecule: messenger RNA, 2755 nt
Organism: Heterobasidion irregulare TC 32-1
Lineage: Eukaryota; Fungi; Basidiomycota; Agaricomycetes; Russulales; Bondarzewiaceae
Exons: 5
Coding region: 1-2073 (690 amino acids)
Biological process (GO): regulation of translational termination; peptidyl-proline hydroxylation
Cellular component (GO): cytoplasm
Molecular function (GO): iron ion binding; peptidyl-proline dioxygenase activity; L-ascorbic acid binding
Source: RefSeq, a predicted model, not a curated record